GUUUUGCGAAUGGUGGUGACUCUUGAGCCUUCCAAAGAAUUUUGGAAUGAAUUUGGCUUGGGUGCUUUCCAAAAACAGCUUGAUCAAUAUGCUGGGGAUAUGACUGUUCGCCAAGAUGAGGCAGAGCUCGGUCGCAAAAAGCUUAUUGAAAUGAGUAAAGAAUUCAAAAAAUCUGCGACUGAUGAAGUCAGAAAGACUGUGUCUCCUCUUGUAAAAGCAUUUCAGUCAGAGAUAGACAGCCUAACACGAAGAAGCAAAGCAGCAGAGUCCUGUUUUUUGACAGUUUAUAAAAAACUCUCUGAUGCACCUGACCCAGCACCUCUACUCAACCAGGCUGUUGCCAGUAAGCAAAAGCUAUCUACACUGACUGAUCUCGAGUUGGAAAAGAAUCAGCUUAGAGAGACACUGGAGCAGUAUAAUUUGCAAUUUGCCUCUUACAAAUCUCAAGAAAUUGAAUUGGAAAGUUUGAAGAAAAAGCUUGAGGAUUGCCAAUCCAACAUCAGCAAAGAAGUUGAAGCCCAGGUUGUUGAAUUGAAAGACAAUUUGACUAAAGAUUAUACAAUGAAAGAAAAUAUCUUUCUGGAAACCAAUCAAGAACUCUCAUCAAAACUUUCAGAGCAGAAUGCUACAAUUUUGAAUCUGCAGAAGUCUCUUGAAAAUGCUGAAUCUGAAAUUUUUGAGUUCAAAUCUAAAUAUGAUGAAGAGAUUAAGAAUAAAAACUCUGAAAUCGAACUUUAUCUGUCAGAUCUCGAGGUAGCCAACCACAGGUUAAAUCAGAGUGGGCAGCUCAUUGAGCAAUAUGAGAAAACAACUUCGCAAAUUAGUGUGGAAAGUGAGAUAAGUGACAUCAAAGUUAAGCAACGGUUACUUGAGGCAGACUUAAAGAAUAAGGACUCUGAAAUAUUGCGGUUGGUUGAAGAAACACACAACCUGCAAACUGAAAUAGCUUUGAAAGAUACCGAGUUUCGAAGUAAAUCCCUCCAACAAGACCAAGAGUUGGAAACUGCCAAUUCCAAGUUUGAGGAUGCAUUAAAAGAGCUUGAAGCAUGUUCCGACUAUCAUGAUAUAAAAAAGGAGCUGACCAUUCUCAAAAGUGUAGAGUUCAGUCAAACCUUUGACAACAAUCCAGAAAAGUCUCUUGAGUUUCUUUUGCUCGAGAAAAAUAGAGCAAUGCAAGCAGAUAACUCAAACCUGAGGCUUGAAGUCCACAAUUAUCGCAAUCAAGUUGCUGCCUUGGAGAGUGAGGUACAGUACAGUAAAAACGAACAGGAGGAACAGAUUGUUCUGAUCAAACAAUUGGAGCAGGAUCUGAAUCAGCUCCAAGCUCACAGAGUCAGGGAGGAUGCUGAUGGGGAGCCUUCUCAGGUUGUAGAAAGCGUAACCAAUACCCUAACUGAGGAGUCAGUGGAUAUGCUUGCUAUUGUAACCAGUCAGAGGGAGAGGUUCAAGGCUAAGAAUCAGAUGCUUGAAACUGACUUCCAGCAAUUGAAAAGUAGUUAUGCCGUCUUGCAACAAGAUAACUCUACACUUAGAACCGACAACAUGAAACUUUAUGAAAGGAUCAAAUUUUUGCAAACAAUGUCAACAUCCAACCUUAAUCUAGAUGAUGAUAUUACAUCGAAAUACUCUUCACAGUAUGAGGCACACAUUGAUCCAUUUUCUGACUUCAACAGAAAAGAAAGACAGCGCAAAUACGUUAAUCUCAACUCAGCUGAGCGUGUAGUCCUGAAUUUGGGAAAGAUGAUUCUAUCUGACAAGAUUGCUCGCCAAGUAGUAUUCUUCUACUCAAUUGUUCUGCACUUGCUUGUCUUCUUAGUUUUGUAUAAGUUUGCCGUAUCUGAGGACUGUAUCCAACUGUCAGAUUGUAAUGAUGCUUAUCAGGCUCACAUGAUUGAACAUCAUCCUUAAAACUUUAAAGUGGGUUGACUCAAUUUCGAUAUUUUGACAGUAAAAUAAUCAGCUUUUGAUGUAGCAAGAAUUUGAUAGCAUUAUCAGUUGUGUAAGUAGUUUUGGCAUCUUAAUGUAAUUUUGAUGUCAUGGGUUUAUCUUUAAUGCAUCCAAUUUGAAAAAUCGAUCCUGUUAUGUGCAAAACUAAGCAUGUAUUAUAGCAUCUGUUUUGAUUGUUAAACAUUUAAGAAUUUGAUUGCACAGAAUAUAAUUGUUUUUUUUUGCAGAAUUUUGAUGGGGAUAAAACACUUUUUGUUUUGUCUUAAAUUAAUUUCAAUUCUACUUAAGUUAUUAAAUUGAGAGAAUGCUUUGUAAUCAAUCUGCGUUUUUAAUUUGUGUGCUUUAAUUCAAGUCAUUCGACAUGAAAUACCAAUCAAGAGCUGAGUUACUAUAUUGUGAAUCAAAUUCACAAUGAUCUCCAAUUCUGACUCAAUAAUAUUAGUAUAACUAUGCUGUAUUGUGAAACAUCGAAUUCUUGAGCCACUUUAAAUUUCUCGCCAAACUUUAACCUUAAAGUUGUCUUAUUAAACGGUGGUGCAAUGAUUUUGGUUAUACCUGUCAAAUUAUGCUAAAAGUAAGGGAAUUGCUACAUAUUCAAUACUCUGCUGACAGCUACGUCGAAAUAAAGUGUCGUCACGAAUUUAAUUUCAUAAGAUACUGAUGAAUACCAGAAUUGUAUGUUUUACAGCAGCAAACAUUAUGAUUUAAAUGAUGAAUCUCCCUACUAAUUAUGAUUAACUUAUUAUUAACUCUCCUUUCUUACCUCCUAGGUUUAUGUUGAUUUCAGUUCCAGUUCAUGAGUUAAGCCUGAGACAGUGAUAACGCGCCCCAAGGUGAUCAGUGUAUUUAUUUGCUGUUAAGUUUCAACACACUGUAUUGUGACAUAUUGCUCAAUCUCUCAGGUUAUUGUCAUGUAAUUUAGAUUUAUCAUUUGUCAAGCUGUAUUCAACAGAAAAUUGCGAUCUUGUGUGUCCCAAGCUAGAUAUUAUUAGGAUCUGCACCAGGUGUUGAUAAUGAGAUUCUAGACUAAUCCGUAAUCAUCAGGGCUUAUUUCCACUGACACAGCCUUGUGGAUUAUCUAUGCUCACAUUAGAUUAUUCUAUACUUUAUCACUCUUCAUCAGAGUUGUUACACCCGGAACUGCUUUCUCAAUUUAUGUGUAGCCUUAUUGCUUAUAGAACAUUACCUGAACUUUACCACAUCCUGUUAACUACAUCCGCGCUUUUAAUUUAAAUGCAUUCGAUAUACUGCUGGCACCUGCAAGCAAAUUGACCUGAAAGUAAAUUCACAUACAAACUAUCAGUUCAGUUGUUGGAUCUUAGCUCAUUAUCUAUUAAACUACAGGUAUAUAGAGCUCUAAUAAUCUGUCUCUUUAUGACAUCUAUUGGUCAUGUGCUUCUCAUUUCCCAAUUAAUACCAGGCACUUGGUGUCACGACCGGUGACCCAAAGGGGGAUAAGUGACCGGCGUUUUAAAUAUUGAAAUACUCAUAAAAGUUAAUAUGAGGGCUAACGUACAGUAUGCUCAUAUAUUAUUAUUAGGAGAACUUUUGAUUGUCUGGCUGCUGAUAUUGGAAUGGCAAAUACCAAAGCAAUCCGAUUGGUUGUUAAGAUUUUCUGUAGCAAAAUACUUGGCGAUUAUUUGCGAGUGACCCGACAUGUUAGAUUGAUCAAUCUGCUUAAUUUUGUAAUAAUCUUUGAUCUUCUUGCUAUGAGCCUGCUCAGUGCUCAUGCUAUUAUUAAGAUUGCUGUUUAUUUGAGUGCCUGAUUUUACUCUUAGAUCUGC
Bolinopsis microptera is the source of this 3731-nucleotide messenger RNA. RefSeq names its product protein CASP-like. Gene Ontology annotation, molecular function: DNA-binding transcription factor activity, RNA polymerase II-specific; RNA polymerase II transcription regulatory region sequence-specific DNA binding. Gene Ontology annotation, biological process: regulation of transcription by RNA polymerase II; intra-Golgi vesicle-mediated transport. Gene Ontology annotation, cellular component: nucleus; Golgi membrane. NCBI's taxonomy places the organism in Eukaryota, Metazoa, Ctenophora, Tentaculata, Lobata, Bolinopsidae. The transcript has a single exon. The coding region runs from base 10 to 1908 and encodes 632 amino acids. The record is from RefSeq and is a predicted model, not a curated record.